AUGGACAAAGCGAUACAGGCGAAGGAUUGCGAGAAGGCUUCAGUCGGCUCAGGAAAAGACACGAGGCGUCUGUUUAGGAGAAGGUUGGCCCAAGCAACUGUCGCAAGCCUCCGAACUCAGGGCAAAUCAGUUCGAGACAUAGCAGCCUUCAAUAGUGUUUGUGGCCAUGUUGAAUCUUACCUUCGCGAAAACCGCAGCUGUGGCAUCAACGAUGUGGUUGAGCACCUCCAGGAAUUAGAGGUAUUUGAUGACAACAGCGAGGACUGCGAAACCUUCAACGCAAUGCAACUCCUUGUUUUCUCAGCCCUGGGGUGGAAAUCCAUGGUCUACCAGCCGGAAUUUAACGUCUGCAGCCCCGAUAAGCUGGCCAAUCAUGACGGCAACGGUCCAGAUUCUGGUCUAGUCUUCGACGUGUACAAUGUGCCAGCCGACAUGUGCGUUCGCCCAUUGUUCGUCCUGCUGAAAUGCUUCGGAAACCUCCUGCCCGCCCGCUCCAGUAGCAGCACUCAAUUUGCAGUCGAGACGAGCAAGACCGCCGCUUCUUGGGCCGCGCUGUACCCAAGCGAGGUGAAUGCCUACUUGUUACAUACGCUGCUAGGCGUGCGUUUCCGCUGGGUUGACUCGAUUGCGCUACAUCUCGACUACGACAAGUCAAGUCGCACGCUUUCCAUAUUCUGCUUUCCGUCAAUCUGCGCUUCUCAGCUGGAAUCACGCAGCGGCACCAUCUUUGCGUUUGCCAGCACUGAGAGAAACGGAGUAGAUCCUCGCGCUGACGAAGAUGACAUUGCUCAUCUACUGGAAGAGAUUCUCCUGUCAUACCGAUUGCUAUUCGGCCAAUGCGAAAAGUCCAGAAAGUUUUUCCGGCUCGUCUUUGACUCAGCCAACUUGCCGUUUCCCCAGCCCGACACCCUUCUGCACGUCCUUUGUGGACAGCGCCAGCUCAGUCAUGAUGCUUACCAUGCAAACUUGCUGCCGAGGGACCGCCGAGUUUAUUAUGCGGCGCGGGACUUCCCUGUUUUAUAUGAGAGAGUUGAGUUGCUGGCAAAGGAACUGAGCGGGGGCAGACCGAGGUCAAUGUCGGGACUCCUCCGUGAUCGACGAGACACUUUACAAUUUUGGACCUUUUGGCUGGUCGCCUUGUUUGGGGGUUUAAGUAUUUCGCUGGCUACCAUCCAGACGAUAUUGCAGGCUAUCCAGAUUGCUCAACAAGCUGGAAAGAUAUAG
Messenger RNA from Trichoderma reesei QM6a, 1224 nucleotides. RefSeq lists its product as uncharacterized. The coding region runs from base 1 to 1224 and encodes 407 amino acids. NCBI's taxonomy places the organism in Eukaryota, Fungi, Ascomycota, Sordariomycetes, Hypocreales, Hypocreaceae. The record is from RefSeq and is a predicted model, not a curated record. The transcript is spliced from 2 exons.